AUCGUCACCACGUCGUCAUUUUGAGUUGAGUGUGAUUCUGAACAUCGAAAACGUCACCCGUAGUUUAGGUACGUGACGAUUGUUUGAUAAUACAUUAGCGGUCAAAUAUAGUCAAAAUGAUCAUCGUUGUGGCCCUGUUACUCAUCGCUGUUUGCUGUUGGCUUUACUGGGCGUUAGCUGCUUCGCGUUUAGAUCGAGCCACGGCUGCUCUUCCAGUACCUCCUACGUUACCUAUCAUCGGCAACGCUAUGCUGUUCUUAGGAGAUACUCAAAAAAUUUUACAUAAUAUUGAAGACAUCGCAGAAAUAGCUUUACAACAUAAAGGCGCUGUAAAGAUUUGGUUGGGUCCAAAAUUAUACGUCGCCAUAGCCAAUCCAAUAGACGCUCAAGUGGUACUGGAAAAUUGCCUAGAUAAAGAUGUUGUAUACAGAUUUUUACGUCCUUGGCUUGGUCACGGACUUUUUAUUGCGCCUCUACGUUUAUGGAAGUCACAUAGAAAAGUAUUAUUGCCAGUGUUUCAUAACAAGGUAGUAGAAGAAUACGUGACUGUAAUCUCAAAACAGGCCAAUAUUUUAAUCGACAAGCUCCAAGAGGAAUCAGGCAGAGGAAAAUUUGAUGCUCUCAAAUACAUCACAGCAUGUACAUUGGAUAUUGUUUUCGAAACUGCUAUGGGAGAGCGAAUGGAUGUGCAAAAUUCACCAGACACGCCAUACCUUCGCGCCCGCCAUACUGUAAUGUCUAUACUGAAUAUGCGCCUGUUCAAAGUGUGGCUGCAACCCGAUUGUUUGUUCAAUUUAACUCCGUAUGCAAAACAGCAAAGAGAAAACAUUGACCUUACCCAUAAAUUCACCGAUGAGGUUGUUCGAAAAAAACGUGAAGAGUAUGAAAGGAAUAAGAAGAUGAAAACGUUUCCUCAGCCACCAGGUGAAAAGUUAACAGCAGUUUUGGAUAUGCUGUUUGGUCGUGAAAUAGAAUUUACAGACGAACAAUUGCGAGAGCACAUUGAUUCCAUAACAAUAGCUGGUAAUGAUACCACCGCGCUUGUUAUUGCUUAUACAUUGGUGCUAUUAGGCAUCCAUGCUGAUGUACAGGAACGAGUGUUGCAGGAACAAAAAGAAAUAUUUGCUGAUUCGAAAAGCGGUGCUACAAAGGAAGAUAUUCAACAAAUGCAAUAUUUAGAAAGAGUAAUAAAAGAAAGUAUGCGACUCUACACUGUAGUCCCCAUAAUAGCUCGUAAUAUUGACAGGCCGUUGUAUUUACCGCAUUGUGGAGUAACUUUGCCAGCGGGGACAGGCGCAGUCGUUGGUUCUUUUGCCUUACAUAGAUCAGAAGCUGUAUGGGGACCUAAUGCAAAUGAAUUCGAUCCUGAUAGAUUCCUACCGGAACGCUCAGUAGAUCGCCACCCAGCUGCAUUCAUGCCUUUUAGCUAUGGGUCCAGAAACUGCAUCGGUCGAAACUUUGGCAUGAUAAUUAUGAAGUCUAUCAUAUCCAGUGUUGUAAGAAGCUACAAGAUCUUGGCAGAUGAGGUUGGACCACUCAAAAUAGAAAUGCUCUUGUUUCCUAUAAACGGACACCAAAUAAGAGUGAUAAGAAGAUUGGACAAAAACUUAAAAGUAGAAUAGGGAUUUAGAAUAGGUAUUAUUUUUUUAUUGCCUCCGUAAGUCUGAACUUUAAAAAUUAAUAAAAUGACCAGUGUGUUUG
Molecule: messenger RNA, 1701 nt
Organism: Colias croceus (clouded yellow)
Lineage: Eukaryota; Metazoa; Arthropoda; Insecta; Lepidoptera; Pieridae
Product: cytochrome P450 4c3-like
Exons: 11
Coding region: 117-1622 (501 amino acids)
Molecular function (GO): iron ion binding; monooxygenase activity; heme binding
Source: RefSeq, a predicted model, not a curated record